Messenger RNA from Microtus oregoni (creeping vole), 708 nucleotides. It is a transcript of the gene Hoxc6, whose product is annotated as homeobox C6. Gene Ontology annotation, cellular component: nucleus. The record is from RefSeq and is a predicted model, not a curated record. The transcript is spliced from 2 exons. Gene Ontology annotation, molecular function: RNA polymerase II cis-regulatory region sequence-specific DNA binding; DNA-binding transcription factor activity, RNA polymerase II-specific. NCBI's taxonomy places the organism in Eukaryota, Metazoa, Chordata, Mammalia, Rodentia, Cricetidae. Bases 1 to 708 code for a protein of 235 amino acids. Gene Ontology annotation, biological process: anterior/posterior pattern specification; regulation of transcription by RNA polymerase II.
AUGAAUUCCUACUUCACUAACCCUUCCUUAUCCUGCCACCUCGCCGGGGGCCAGGACGUCCUCCCCAACGUCGCCCUCAAUUCCACCGCCUAUGAUCCAGUGAGGCAUUUCUCGACCUAUGGAGCAGCUGUAGCUCAGAACCGGAUCUACUCGACUCCCUUCUAUUCGCCACAGGAGAAUGUCGUGUUCAGUUCCAGCCGGGGGCCGUAUGACUAUGGAUCUAAUUCCUUUUACCAGGAGAAAGACAUGCUCUCAAACUGCAGACAAAACACCUUAGGACAUAACACACAGACCUCAAUGGCUCAGGAUUUUAGUUCUGAGCAGGGCAGGACUGCGCCCCAGGACCAGAAAGCCAGUAUCCAGAUUUACCCCUGGAUGCAGCGAAUGAAUUCGCACAGUGGGGUCGGUUACGGAGCAGACCGGAGGCGCGGCCGCCAGAUCUACUCCCGGUACCAGACCCUGGAACUGGAGAAGGAAUUUCACUUCAACCGCUACCUAACCCGGCGCCGGCGCAUCGAGAUCGCCAAUGCUCUGUGUCUGACCGAGCGACAGAUCAAAAUCUGGUUCCAGAACCGCCGGAUGAAGUGGAAAAAAGAAUCUAAUCUCACAUCCACGCUUUCGGGGGGCGGCGGAGGGGCAGCCGCCGACAGCCUGGGCGGGAAAGAGGAAAAGCGGGAGGACACAGAAGAGGAGAAGCAGAAAGAGUGA